GUGAUGACAACCAUCUGCGACCUCCCCGAAGACGUCCUGUUGGAGCUGCUGUCGCUGCUGCCCGUCCGGGAUCUGCUCCGCUCCUGCAGGCUGGGCUGCAGUGAGUGGCGGUACGUGGUGGAUCUGACCACCCUCUGGAAACGCAAGUGCCAGCGCGAUGGGUUUUAUGCUCAGGAUUUGGACAGAAGCGUCUCUGACUGGAAGAUCUUCUACGUCCUCUGCAACUUGAAGAGAAACUUAAUCAAAAACCCCUGUGCUGAAGAGAACUUUGAGCACUGGCGACUUGAUAAUAAUGAGGGAGACAAAUGGAAGAUUGAGGAUCUGCCUGGAGCUCAAGGAAGAGACAUGCCAGACCCUGAAGUACACAAAUACUUUGUCACUUCAUAUGGGCUGUGCUUAAAGUCUCAACUCAUCACCCUGCGGGAAGAAGGAUACUGGAAUCAGUUGAUGGAUGAAAAACGGCCUGAAAUUGUAGUCAAGGACUGGUACGCUGCCAGAUUUGACUGCGGGUGUCGCUACCAGCUGAGCGUGAAGCUGCUUUCUGAAGACUACAUGGUCCUCAAGGAGUUCCACCCUGAGCCAGUGGUUAUAGAGCAGUGGAGCGACGCAAUGUGGAGAGAGAUUUCUCACACCUUCCAGAAUUACCCAGCUGGAGUUCGCUACAUCUUGUUUCAGCACGGAGGCAAAGACACCCAGUACUGGGCAGGCUGGUAUGGGAUCCGGGUGACGAACAGCAGCAUCACCAUUGGGCCCCUGACGCUGCUGUGA
Eurypyga helias (sunbittern) is the source of this 768-nucleotide messenger RNA. Its product is annotated as F-box only protein 6-like. Gene Ontology annotation, biological process: glycoprotein catabolic process; SCF-dependent proteasomal ubiquitin-dependent protein catabolic process. The coding region runs from base 4 to 768 and encodes 254 amino acids. Gene Ontology annotation, cellular component: cytoplasm; SCF ubiquitin ligase complex. NCBI's taxonomy places the organism in Eukaryota, Metazoa, Chordata, Aves, Eurypygiformes, Eurypygidae. The transcript has 5 exons. The record is from RefSeq and is a predicted model, not a curated record. Gene Ontology annotation, molecular function: ubiquitin protein ligase activity; protein binding.